AUGUCCAACAGCAGCUCCAUCAGCCAUUUCCUCCUGCUGGCAUUGGCAGACACGCGGCAGCUGCAGCUCCUGCACUUCUGCCUCUUGCUGGGCAUCUCCCUGGCUGCCCUCCUGGGCAACGGCCUCAUCAUCAGCGCCGUAGCCUGCGGCCACCACCUGCACACGCCCAUGUUCUUCUUCCUGCUCAACCUGGCCCUCAGUGACCUGGGCUCCAUCUGCACCACUGUCCCCAAAGCCAUGCACAAUUCCCUCUGGGACACCAGGGACAUCUCCUACACUGGAUGUGCUGCACAGCUCUUUUUUUUUAUGUUCUUCAUCUCAGCAGAUUAUUUCCUCCUGACCAUCAUGUGCUACGACCGCUACGUGUCCAUCUGCAAACCCCUGCACUACGGGACCCUCCUGGGCAGCAGAGCUUGUGCCCACAUGGCAGCAGCUGCCUGGGUCAGUGGCUUUCUCAAUGCUCUGCUGCACACAGCCAGUACAUUUUCCCUGCCCCUGUGCCAUGGCAAUGCCCUAGGCCAGUUCUUCUGUGAAAUCCCACAGAUCCUCAAGCUCUCCUGCUCCAAUUUGUACCUCAGAGAACUUGGAUUUCUAGUGUUUUCCAUCUCCUUAGGACUGGGAUGUUCUGUGUUCAUUGUAUUUUCCUAUGUGCAGAUCUUCAAGGCUGUGCUGAGGAUCCCCUCUGAGCAGGGACGGCACAAAGCCUUUUCCACCUGCCUCCCUCACCUGGCUGUCAUCUUCCUGUUUGUCAGCACUGCCAUAUUCGCCCACCUGAAGCCUCCCUCCAUCUCCUUCCCAUCUCUGGACAUGGCCCUGUCAGUUCUCUACUCAGUGGUGCCUCCAGCCCUUAACCCCCUCAUCUACAGCCUGAGGAACCAGGAGCUCAGUGCUGCAGUGAGGAGACUGAUGAUUGGAUGGUAUCGGAAACAUUAA
Messenger RNA from Zonotrichia leucophrys gambelii, 933 nucleotides. Its product is annotated as olfactory receptor 14J1-like. Gene Ontology annotation, molecular function: odorant binding; olfactory receptor activity; G protein-coupled receptor activity. Gene Ontology annotation, biological process: G protein-coupled receptor signaling pathway. The record is from RefSeq and is a predicted model, not a curated record. NCBI's taxonomy places the organism in Eukaryota, Metazoa, Chordata, Aves, Passeriformes, Passerellidae. The transcript has a single exon. Gene Ontology annotation, cellular component: membrane. Bases 1 to 933 code for a protein of 310 amino acids.